Messenger RNA from Oppia nitens, 1531 nucleotides. RefSeq names its product zinc finger protein 62 homolog. The transcript has a single exon. Gene Ontology annotation, cellular component: nucleus. Gene Ontology annotation, biological process: regulation of transcription by RNA polymerase II. The record is from RefSeq and is a predicted model, not a curated record. The coding region runs from base 80 to 1531 and encodes 483 amino acids. Lineage: Eukaryota; Metazoa; Arthropoda; Arachnida; Sarcoptiformes; Oppiidae.
UAAUUUUUUUUUGUUAAUUUCAAUCAAUCAAUCAAUCAAUCAAUUAAUUAAUUUAAGACAUUAUCGGUGGUCAACAUCGAUGGCCAGCAGAUUAUCGGUAAAAGAUGUAUUCGAUGAGUUGUCCCGCGAAAAUCAGCGACUGGUCGGCGAACUACGGCUAUGCCAUCGAUUUGUCCGACUGUGCGACCAAUUUAGACAGUUGGCUACCGAUUUCCGCGAUCGAUGUAUUUGCGACCAGAAUGUCGGCAACGAAGCCAAACUUAAUGACCUGAACUCCAUCUACGAGUCACUAGAGGUGGACAGUCGCGAGUGGCGGACAAAGAUGACAACAUCGACAACAACAACAAGUGACCAAAGUUUACGGCUGUUUACCGAUCGAUUGAUUGCCGCCACCGAUGAUAAUGAAGAAGAAGAGGAUGUUGUGGUCAAACACGAAGACAAAUCAAUGGCCGCCGCCGCCGACGAUAGCAAUGAUUGGCAGCCAAUGGACGAACAGUUUACCCCCGAUGGCGGUGGCGGUAAUGAAGAUACAGAUUUCAAGCCAAAUAUCGGUAAAAUUAGACGACGAUUAUCGACGACAAUAAAGACAAAGAAUUGGAAGAGUUCUUCGACAACAACAACGACAACAAUAAGGACUUCGUGUCCGACGUGUGAUAAAACAUUUGGCAAUAAAAAACUAUUGAAAAUACAUCAACAAUCGCAUAGCGAUCAGCGAGACUACGAUUGUCCAGUGGAUGGUUGCGGUAAACGAUUCAAAAAUGCCGGAUCACUGUACAAACAUCGUCGGGUAACUCAUUCGGAUGAACGACCGUUUCGUUGUCAAUGGGAAGGCUGUAGUCGGGCCUACAAAACCAAGGAUGCAAUGCUGAGACAUAGGGUAUUGCAUACAAACGACGGCAAACAUCGAUGCGAUUACGACGGCUGCGACAAGUCGUUUAAGGAUCCGUCGCGUCUGGAACAACACCGGCGCCGACACGAUCGUACAGUUGCCAGAGUACGGGCCAAACGGGAGGCUACCGGCGUCAGCGGUGAUGCACACAAAAAGAUACGCUACCGACGGGUCCAGUGUGUAUGGCCAGGAUGUUCGGCCCAUGGAACCAAACAGGAGAUGAUCAUACACUUGAAUCGUCAUCAGGGUAUCAAACCGUUUGUUUGUUCAGCGGAUCCUACUGGCGGCUGUCAGAUGCGCUACUAUACCGAUUGGGAACUCAAACAACACCGAAUCAAAGCACACGAACUAACUAAUCCGGCCGACCGGCCCUACAGGUGCGACUACGACGGUUGCUGUCUUGCGUACGCUACCCAACGUGACCUGAAACGACAUCGGCAUCGACACGAUCGGAUCUAUAGGUGUUCGUGGCCCGAAUGUGACCAAUCGUAUCCGGCAAAGAUUGCACUCAAAGAACAUAUGGACCGACAUCUGAAUGUUAAGUCACAUAAGUGUCACUUUUGUGGUAAAGAAUUUUUUUCGAAAAAUAAUUUCCAAACACAUCAGAAAAAUGUUCACCAAUUUGUGGCCAAAAAAAUCUGA